AUGCUUUACAAGAUCCGAAACAGUUUUGUCAUCUUCAUCUUCCUUAACUCUUCGAAGCAUGUCUCUGAUCAGUGGGUGUCUGGGGUUAAUUUCAAAUGGGGUUAUUCACAGUUCAUAAACUUUCCUAUUUAUGUAUGGAGCAGCAAGACUGAAACGGUUGAGGAACCUGCCAAAGAAGAAGAAGCAGCAAAAGAAGAUAAAGAAGAAGCUGAUGAUGAAGCUGCAGUAGAAGAAGAGGAAGACGAAAAGAAACCAAAAACUAAAAAAGUUGAAAAAACUGUCUGGGAUUGGGAACUGAUGAACGAUAUCAAACCCAUAUGGCAGAGACCAUCAAAAGAAGUAGAGGAGGAUGAAUACAAAGCUUUCUACAAAUCAUUUUCAAAGGAAAGCGAUGACCCCAUGGCAUAUAUCCACUUUACUGCUGAAGGGGAAGUUACCUUCAAGUCAAUUUUAUUCGUACCCACAUCUGCCCCACGUGGUCUGUUUGAUGAAUAUGGAUCCAAGAAGAGCGAUUACAUUAAGCUGUAUGUGUGCCGAGUAUUCAUCACAGACGACUUCCAUGAUAUGAUGCCCAAGUACCUGAAUUUUGUCAAGGGUGUUGUGGACUCGGAUGAUCUCCCCUUGAAUGUUUCCCAUGAGACACUUCAGCAACAUAAACUGCUUAAGGUGAUUAGAAAGAAGCUUGUCCGUAAAACUCUGGACAUGAUCAAGAAGAUUGCUGAUGAGAAAUACAAUGAUACUUUUUGGAAAGAAUUUGGUACCAACAUCAAGCUUGGUGUGAUAGAAGAUCACUCAAAUCGAACACGUCUUCCCAAACUUCUUAGAUUCCAGUCUUCUCAUCAUCCAAGUGACAUGACUAGUCUAGACCAGUAUACAGAAAGAACGAAGGAGAAGCAGGACAAAAUCUACUUCAUGGCAGGGGCCAGCAGGAAAGAGGCCGAAUCUCCUCUUGUUGAGCGACUUCUGAAAAAGGGCUAUGAAGUGAUUUAUCUCACAGAACCUGUGGACGAAUACUGCAUUCAGGCUCUUCCCGAGUUCGACGGGAAGAGGUUCCAGAAUGUUGCCAAAGAAGGAGUGAAGUUUGAUGAAAGUGAGAAAAGUAAGGAGAGUCGUGAAGCAGUUGAGAAAGAAUUUGAGCCUCUGCUAAACUGGAUGAAAGAUAAAGCCCUCAAGGACAAGAUCGAGAAGGCUGUGGUGUCUCAGUGCCUGACAGAGUCUCCGUGUGCUCUGGUAGCCAGCCAGUACCGGUGGUCUGGCAACAUGGAGAGGAUCAUGAAAGCCCAGGCAUACCAGACAGGCAAGGAUAUCUCAACCAAUUAUUAUGCCAGCCAGAAAAAUAUUCUUUUAUAUUAA
Molecule: messenger RNA, 1353 nt
Organism: Bubalus bubalis (water buffalo)
Lineage: Eukaryota; Metazoa; Chordata; Mammalia; Artiodactyla; Bovidae
Product: endoplasmin-like
Biological process (GO): protein folding
Molecular function (GO): ATP hydrolysis activity; ATP-dependent protein folding chaperone; ATP binding
Source: RefSeq, a predicted model, not a curated record